Molecule: messenger RNA, 3630 nt
Organism: Candidozyma haemuli
Lineage: Eukaryota; Fungi; Ascomycota; Pichiomycetes; Serinales; Metschnikowiaceae
Exons: 3
Coding region: 1-3630 (1209 amino acids)
Biological process (GO): mitochondrial transcription
Cellular component (GO): mitochondrial DNA-directed RNA polymerase complex
Molecular function (GO): DNA-directed RNA polymerase activity; mitochondrial promoter sequence-specific DNA binding
Source: RefSeq, a predicted model, not a curated record
AUGGAUGUCCUUGACUCGCAAAAGCAAAUCAACGGGAUUUGCCUAGACCUCUUACUUCAAGAAAUAGUGCCGCUAUCGCUAAGGGUGACGCAUCUCAAUGCCGAAAAGAGACAGCUGCAAGAUACUGGAAAGGAUUGCCAAACACGAAUUGACACGCCUCUACUGAAGAUUGCUGGCGACCUUCCUGGCCGAAUUGCCAUCUUUGAAUCUGAACACUUGUCACAAGAUGAGGUCACGUUGCGUGUUGAAUCCUACGGAUACGCAACUGGCCUCCGUCUCACCGAGGUGUUGAUUUUCGUGGACACGAUCAACGAUAUCGCAAGCGAGCAGAAGAGAUACACAGUCACGAACUAUGAAACUAGGAUUCGAGUGAAUCACUACCUACAGGCUGUUUUCCAAGGAGACACAGCUCAUGCUUUACAGUUAUUGGGGAAAUUCAAAGACAAAUGCAAGUCAAAUAGAACGCAUUCAUCGUUUCCGAGGAAUGUCCAGAUUUACAUUUCUUGUUUGAGUACCUUGGCUGCCCAGCUAUCAUCAUCUUCGGGUGGUUCCGAUCGUGAUUUUACAGCAAUACGACGGACUAUUGACGAGGUUGCCUCAAUUCCUGAAUAUAUUUCUCUGGACGUUGAUGAAUCUCAGUUAACCCGAAUCUGGCUGCAACUAGUGAUAGCUCUAGUUCGCCAUUUAGACCAUCUACCUUCUGAUGACCUUGCUAGGCGCCAUCGAAUCCGGAAACUUGCUUUAAACCUAGUUAAUGAGCAAUGCAUUUCCACAGAAAGCUUAGAAAAGCUCAUCGAAACCGACUACCCCCAACUUUUACGUUCUUUAAAUUAUAUUUGGCCAUUUACUCAGCACAAAUCUACCGAGGAGACUAAGAUUAAUGUUCUGCCCUUUUUAAACAAAGACGGCUCCAUGAGUUAUCUGGGGUUAUGUGAUUUUAUCGGAUCAUCAAGGUAUCAAUACAAAUCUGAUCAGCGUCCCAUGUUCGAAAUUUAUGACUCGCUAGAAGGAAGCGAUAAAGAUGAGUUCUUCAAAGCAUAUUUGGAUUACAAUAAGGCCCGCCAAUUGGAGGUUGAACACUACUGUGGCUCCCUUCAAGAGUCUUUCUCUUCCGACCAAAACGGUCAAAAUUUCCGAACUUUCAAUUCUUUGCAUGGCGAACAGAUGAUUCAAUGGCACCAUCAGAUAUGUUCUGCUCUUCAGAGUCUUGAUAAAAGCUCUCACAAGAGCCUCUCAAAAUUCGAGUUUUUCUUCACCGUUUACCCUGUCGAAAAGCUUGUCUCUUUGGUCCUUACCAGAAUGAUUUCCUUGACUCUUGCCACGGGCCAGGUACGGACUAUCACUCUUGCACGGUCGAUUUCAAGCUCUUUUAAAUGGUCAUUCUUCACUGAACCUACUCUUCGACCUAUGUUGCAAGACCUCGAUCACUACCUCAAUGAUGAAGAUGCUAUAGAAUUCUUCUGUGGGUUAAUAAAGGUCGUUGUCGAUACAUGUGUAUUGAAAAACGACGAUGAAAUCCGAGGGACCAAGUUGUUUUCUGGUGAAAAGACUAGCCGGCCUGUUUUUUCAAUUAGCUAUCAAAGGUUUUCCCCAGACAGCUCCCCUUUGCAUAGGUCUGGGAUUAUUUUGCUCGACCAGGAGAUCAUGCUGUAUUUCCAAUCUCAGAAGGAAAUCUUCCAUAGCGAUUCAUAUCUCUUGCCAAUGCUUUGCCCACCAGUUAAUUGGACCUCGCCCAUGAAGGGAGGUUUUCUAGAAUCUUGUGCUCCAUUGGUACGCUCGCCUGAUGAAAAAACGACGUUCAAAUUUAUGGAAAAGGCAAAUGAAACUGGGCAACUAAGCUCCCUUUAUCGAAGUCUAAGUCUACUUGGGUCGGUUCCCUGGACUAUAAACCGUGGAAUGCUUGAUGUCUUUAACCAUGCCCUAGAACAAAGUCGAGGAUUCUUGAGUAUUCCUCCUCCUCUUUCCGAGUUGAUGGUUGAGAAAGUACCUACGCCCACACAGAACGCUCCUGGUAAUCAGGAUGACCCCAAGCAAGCUAUGAGAAUCUUCAAGCGCCUAAAAGAACAAGCUAUCCAGACCUAUAAUGAUCUUCGAGGUCUACGGAUUACCUAUGAACUCAUAAACAAACUGGCAAACUCUUAUGGUAAAAAUGGAGACAUCAUGUACCUUCCCCACAAUGUUGAUUUCCGUGGAAGAGCAUAUCCUGCUGUUUCAUUCCUAUCACAUCAUAAUGAGGACUUAGUUAGGUCAGUACUAAUGUUUUGGGAAGCAAGGGAACUCGGUCCUAAUGGAUAUGAUUGGCUCAAGUAUCAGUUGGCAAACCUUUACUCCAAAACAAGUCUCACGAUGCCCGAGUCUAUACACUUUGUCGCCUCCAAUAUGGAAAACAUCAUAGAAUCUGCGCAGAAUCCUUUCGGUGGCUCCAUGUGGUGGACGAAAGGAGACAAGCCUUGGCAGUGUCUCGCACUUUGCAAAGAACUUCUUCUGAUAGAGAGUUUCGAUGGCCCACCAUCUACCUACAAAUCAAGGAUCCCUGUUCAUCAAGACGGUACUUGCAAUGGUCUUCAGCAUUAUGCAGCUUUGGGAGCCGAUGAAGAAGCCGCAAAGUCCGUCAAUUUACUUCCUAGUGCUCAGCGACAAGAUGUAUAUCUGGCCGUUCUCGAGCUUGUCAAAAAACGAGUUCACGAAGACUCUGCUAGUGAAGAUGAUGAUUUGAAGCAUCUUGCUUUGAUCAGCAAGCCUUUGCUCUCGAGAAAGCUCAUAAAACAAACUGUUAUGACCACAGUGUAUGGUGUGACCCUAUUUGGAGCUUCACGCCAAAUUGAAGCCAGAGUGCAAGACGUUACAAAGCAUUUGGAUAAUGAUACUUUUGAGUCAUACUCCAGAAUGCAAGUUGCAUCUUACAUUGCCAAAACUGUGUUAAAGACGAUCACGGAAUUAUUUUCUGGGGCGAAGGCUAUUCAGGAUUGGCUAGUCCGUAAUUGCAUAAGAUGUAUCACGUCCUUUCGCUCGGAGGAUUUAAACUUCCAGAAUGAUGUGGAUUUUUUUGGACUGAAGUAUUACAGACCAAUGAUGUGGAGCUCUCUAUCUGGCUUUCCUGUCGUUCAGCCUUACAGGCAUUUCAAGAAGAAAGAGAUUGUGACGCCUUUACAAAAAGUCAUGAUCCACAAGAAGUCCAGUCUCACCCACAUAAAUGUCAGGAAGCAACUCAAUGCUUUGGCGCCGAACUUUAUACAUUCAUUGGAUGCCAUUCAUCUUCAAAUGACAUGUUUAGAAGCUAAUCGAGGUGGUAUUAACUUCGCAGCAGUGCAUGACUCGUUCUGGACUCAUGCCGGUGAUGUUGAAAUUUUAAGCAGAGCAAUUCGUCUGGAGUUUGUUAGAUUACACAGUUCCCAUAUCAUCCAAAACUUGAAGGACGAUUUGGAUUUUACUAAUCGUGACGCAAUGCAGGUUGUUUGGGCUGAAAAUCAAGAAGACCCACUUUUCAUCGAAGCAUUGCAAACAACAAGACAAGCUUACAACAUCGAUGAACCCAAGCAGCGAGGGGCCCGCUAUUUUAACAAAUGUCUAAUGCAUGAGCUCAAGGAUCCAUCACAAGUUUCCGCUUUGCAAAACAGCAGAACGCUAUGA